Molecule: messenger RNA, 423 nt
Organism: Magnusiomyces paraingens
Lineage: Eukaryota; Fungi; Ascomycota; Dipodascomycetes; Dipodascales; Dipodascaceae
Exons: 2
Coding region: 1-423 (140 amino acids)
Cellular component (GO): endoplasmic reticulum; membrane
Molecular function (GO): protein-macromolecule adaptor activity
Source: RefSeq, a predicted model, not a curated record
AUGUCCUUCCUCGAUACAAUUAUUGCAAAUCUACCAUCUACCAACGGUCUGCUUCCCAGUUGGCUUCUGUUUAUCUCUGCCGUAUCCGUUUUCAACUCUGCGCAGACUUAUGUCGCCGAUACCAAGCUCACCAAGCGCGUGUACGAAGCUGCGCCUGAACAGGUAACUCCGCUGAGUGCACGCACGUUUGGCACAUGGACCAUGAUGGCCUCCAUGAUCCGUUUCUUUGGUGCAUACUAUAUCUCCAAUCCAGCCAUCUAUAACAUGACUAUUUGGACUUUUGUCCUGGCUGGUUUCCAUUUCGGCACUGAAUGGCUGGUUUUUGGUACUGCAAAGCUCGGAAAGGGAUUGGCAGGUCCGCUCUUCACCGUUGCCUUGACCCUUCCUUGGAUGAUUUUGCAAAGAGACUUUUAUGUUCAGUAA